Messenger RNA from Athene cunicularia (burrowing owl), 987 nucleotides. RefSeq names its product mas-related G-protein coupled receptor member H-like. Gene Ontology annotation, molecular function: G protein-coupled receptor activity. Gene Ontology annotation, biological process: G protein-coupled receptor signaling pathway. The transcript has a single exon. Gene Ontology annotation, cellular component: membrane. The record is from RefSeq and is a predicted model, not a curated record. The coding region runs from base 1 to 987 and encodes 328 amino acids. Lineage: Eukaryota; Metazoa; Chordata; Aves; Strigiformes; Strigidae.
AUGGAGGAGAUGAGCGCAACAGACCCCUCUCUGAUUAACGUGACUUCUGGAGAUGUGGACUAUUGGGAAAAUAUCAGAAAUGAAUGCUUAAGACUACAUUAUGGAUUGAUAAUCUUUACAGGUGUCUCUAUGGGGAUUUCUCUCUGUGGACUCGUGGGGAAUGGGAUAGUCAUGUGGUUCCUGGGCUUCCACAUGAAGCAGAACCCUUUCACGGUCUACUUCCUAAAUCUAGCUGUUGCUGACUUCUCUCUGCUCCUCCUGUUUUUUAUGCUCAUAUUGGCAUUUUUGAACUUAAUAACAAAUUGUUCUUAUUUGUCUGAUUUUAUUCCCUUCUACAUAGAUUUUGUAUGUAUAAUUGAAUUUCUGUGCCACUUCUUUGACCUUAGCAGCCUGGGUAUCCUGACAGCAAUCAGCGUGGAGCGGUGCAUCUCUGUAUUCUUCCCAAUCUGGUAUCGCUGCCACCGCCCAAAGCACUUAUCAGGGAUUGUGAGUGGGGCGCUCUGGGCUCUCGCUGGAUUUUUUGUUUUCUCAAUGAGUCUUAGCUUUAGCUUUGCCGAAGGCUACGAGACGGUAUUUGCAGGCAUAGCCAUUGCCAUUGCCAUGAUUUUGUCAUCAAUGAUGUUGAUUUCCAACCUUCUCCUGCUCAUCAAACUCCAAUGUGGCUUACAGAGACGACAGCCAGGGAAACUCUAUGUUGUUGUCCUGCUCAGCAUGAUCUUCUUCUUUGCCCUUGGUAUUCCUUUUGGUGUAGAGGUCUUCCUCAAUCUUCCAAGUUCACAUGAAUUAUUACCUGAAAAGACAACUUUUCUGCUGGCAUUGCUGAACAGCAGCAUCAAUCCAGUCAUUUACUUCCUGGUAGGGAGCUGCCGGCAACGCCGGUUCCAAGGCUGCGUGAAAGUCGCCCUCCGACGUGUGUUUGAAGAAAAAGUGGUGAGCAAGAAGGAGAGCCAUGUGCCUGAGGACACUGCUGUGCAGACCCCUCUAUAA